Messenger RNA from Toxotes jaculatrix (banded archerfish), 4163 nucleotides. It is a transcript of the gene dennd2c, whose product is annotated as DENN/MADD domain containing 2C. NCBI's taxonomy places the organism in Eukaryota, Metazoa, Chordata, Actinopteri, Toxotidae. The transcript is spliced from 19 exons. The coding region runs from base 517 to 3297 and encodes 926 amino acids. The record is from RefSeq and is a predicted model, not a curated record.
AGUGUUCUGCUUUACUUUUCUGUAGUUAUGGCCACUUUCUUUGUUGUUGUAGUGAAUAGUUAUUAGAAUGGGGGACACGUUUUUACGCCCGAGAAAGUUUAUUUUCUCAUAAGUUACCAAUAACUGGCUGUAUGGCUGAAAUUACGUUAGCCUGAACUUACUCAGACUGCUAAUCUCUCCAGAUUGAAGGAUGCGAGCGAGUGGAGUUACAUGUUAUUUGUUUUUCAUUUUAUCGAAAGGAAAAUGAGGAAAGAACAUGACUUUUUCUUAUCAUUUUAAACUACGAGGGGUUGUUUACAAAAGGGGACAAGGGGGGAAAUGAGACUCUGCUAGCACAAGAAGACGCAUAAAGACAGUUGAAAUCAUAAAUCCUGUGGCACUCCUGUCAUUGCUGAUCAUUUCCGUAUUAAUUGAUACCAGAUUACAUGGAUUUUUCUGUCCACCUUUGCAACGAUAUCUGUGAUGCAUUCAUUUAUGGUGGAACUGAUGGUGAACUGACACUUGCCCCCUCUCAACAUGCUGGCUCUGAGGCUGGAGCAAGGCAGACGAGGGGGUGGUGAAGUUGAUCGCCUGCAGAAAGGGGCCACCGUGGCCUGGCAGGGUCGGCAGUCCGGGAGGCCCCCUUCUCAUGAGCAGGGCAUUAACAUCAGGGAGAAGAUCUCCCAGUGGGAAGGUCGCAGUCAGCAGGGCAGCAGCCAGGAUACCGGGUUGAAAGCACACCCUCCAACUGUAUCCCGAACUCUGUCUGGGGAUCUUCUGGGCAGCGGAGGAGGGGCUUCGCGCAAAAGCCAACCUAAGACCUUGGGCUUAGAUUUUCGGGAAUCCCCAGCUCAAGCUGGACAUGGCGUGGUUGGAAGGAAGUCAGAACCUCUGCAGAAAUGUUCCCCUGAAUUUUCAACCACAUCCCCAGGAAAUAAACCACUUGCAGCACAAAUAUUUGUAUCUUGCAAAGUGGAGGCUAACAGUGCUAACUCCACAGGUAAACAAACCCUCACAGCCAAUGGCAACCAAACAACGGCUCGCAUCUUGGAUGUUGAAGUUGUUUCGAAAGCUCUACCUCUGUCAACUGAUGACCAAGAAGACAACAUGCCUGCCGGGAACUUCUACACUUCACGGGGUUUUUGGCGUAAGCUUGAGGGAGACAGACUCCUGUGGGAGAAAGGCAGGGAGUCUUCAGGUGACGCUCAGCCUCCUCCCAAACCUCAGCGGACAUUCCAGUAUCGAGGAGCCAACAACAACAUCUCGGGGCGAUGGGACAGCAGAUCUCCUCAUAACAACCAUUGCAACUUGGGGAGUAGGAGGGUAGCCCACCCACCUAGCUUCCCACCUCCUCCCUGUCCAGUUGCAAAGACUGAUGGGUUUUCAAGGCAUAAAAAAAACAGGAAGUCCUUUGAGUAUGAGGAUGCAGCUCGUCUGACAGUGAAGCAAGGCACGCUGGGAGGCGAGGCGAGGCAGUCAGGCCUUUACCAUGCCUACUCUGACGACAAUAUUUACGAGGACAUUGUCUGUGAAGUGACUAGAGAUAACCCCUAUGAGGAUGUCAAGCUAUCUCCCAUGUGUCUACCAAUUGCAAGGCCUCAAGUCCCAAAGCUGCCUCCUAAACCCCAAACGUUGCAAGGUUACGCUGGCAGAGUGGAGAGGAAGGGUUUCCCAAGUGCAACAGCAUCUAAAUCCACAACCCUCGCAGAAACUCCCAAACCAGCUACACCCAGGCGCACAAGCACACAAAAAACACAAAGGACGCCUCAGUACGUCAACAAGAUUGAGACCAUCUUUGACGACAAGCGCGGGAGGAAGAGAGUGAAGAACCAGGGAGUCUCAGUGAGAGAGGACACCAGCGGGACAGAGAGUGACCCCGAGGACAACACCAAAGGCUCCAGGAGAUCAGUUUACAUCCAGUCUACACUGAAACGUCGGCCUGGCUACCGCACCCUGGAGAGAGACCUGAUCCAGCUGCAGCAGCAGCAGCUUUUCCAGAUCUUCGUGGUGGUGUCGCUGAGAAAAGGCUCCCCAGGAAACACCUACUCCCCUGAAAUCACGCAACAGUUCCCCAAAAUGUUUGAGAAGUCCUCCCGGCUCUCCAGAGAGGCCGAGGAUCAGCUGAAGGUCAUUCCCAAGUUCUGCUUCCCCGACUCAGAGGACUGGAAACCCUCUGCACACAUGCCAAGUGAGACCUUCUCCUUCGUCCUGACCGGAGAAGACGGCAGCCGCUGGUUUUGUUACUGCCGUAAAAUCCUGCCCAGUGGAAAGGGAAAGAGGCUUCCUGAAGUGCACUGUAUUGUCAGCAAGCUGGGCUGUUUCAACCUGUUUGCAAAGAUUCUGGAGGAGGUGGAGAGACGCAGGGAGAUUUCCCCAGCUCUGGUUUACCCUUUUAUGCGUAGUGUGAUGGAGGCCCCGUUUCCAGCCCCCGGGCGCACAGUCACCGUCAAAAGCUUCCUCCCUGGCUCUGGGAAUGAGGUGCUCACUUUAUGUCGGCCAGUGGACUCCAGAUUAGAGCAUGUGGACUUUGACAGUCUGCUGCAGUGUCUCAGUGUCGGGAAACUCCUGCAGGUGUUCGCUUCCCUCCUGCUUGAGAGGAGAGUCAUCUUCAUCGCUGACAAACUUAGCGUGUUGUCUCGGUGUGCCCAUGCGGCACUGGCGCUGCUGUACCCAUUCACCUGGCAGCACACGUUUGUCCCUGUGUUACCAGCCAGUAUGCUGGACAUCAGCUGCUCUCCAACCCCGUUCCUCAUUGGGGUGCUGGCUCCCUGCCUGCCACAGCUGCUGGAGCUGCCCAUUGAGGAGGUGCUCAUAGUGGAUCUGUGUGCAGACAAGUUUGUCAUUCAGCUGGGCGAUGAGGACUGCAUCCUGCCCAGUAAACUGCAGGCAGCACUACAGCAGAUCCUGGAGGAGAGGGAAGACAUCCUGAGACAGGAGGACGGAGACAGAUGUGGAGGCCAGCAGGCUGACUUGAGUUCCCUGGUAUCAGAGGGUUUCGUGCGGUUCUUCGUGGAGCUGGUGGGCCACUAUCCUCUCCACAUGGUGGAGUCCUCCAAUGGAAGCAGGGAGCUUCAGCGUGACAGCUUCCGCAAAUCUCAUCCCUCCCGUGGAGUCCGCCAGUUCCUGCAGCUCUUCAUGGAUACUCAGAUGUUCGCUGGCUUCAUUCAGGACAAAGAGCUGCGCAAGGGAGGAGGAAGAGGUCUGUUUGAAGUCAGAGUGACCGAGUAUCUGGAUUCGUACCCUGAGCCGGAGCCGACAGGUGUGAACAAGUUUUUUAAAGGACUGGGAAACAAGAUGAAGCUCCUACAGAUUAAGUGAAAAAAGAACAACACCCUGGCUUUUAAUUCAAAGACUGAGUAAUUUAAAACAGAACACUUGUUGCUGCUGGACUGACUGAGGAAAUGAAUGUGGAUCAGAGUCUUGUGUCUGGAUGUGAAUGGGACAGUGUAGAGUUAGGCUAUGAGAGGACCGUGUAUGCAUGUUUGAGAGCAAUGCACUCAUUGGAUGAAAACUGGAAACACUUUUUAUAUUUCUUGUCUAGCGUUGUUGUGUGAAGCCUUGAGGACAAGGCACUGUGUCCUUGUGAAACUACAAAAAAAAAAAACAUUCCAGCUAAUUAACCUCAGUAAUCAACCUGAAUGUGCGCAGUUGUAACUAUUUGCUCUUUGUUCUUGAACACAAACAUGUUUACUUCCAUAUUCAGAUCAGCUCUGCUGCACAACUUGUGCAUUUUACAAUAAAUACAACUUUAACGUUACAUUUCAGUCUUUGUACUUAACUGAAAAUGGUUCUAACCUGAUGCAUGUUUUUAUAAAUUUUUUGUAAAAUUCUUUUUUUCUUUUCUUUUUUUUAUAUUUCCUCUCAGCACAAACUGUAAAAACCUUUUGUUUACUGUGUAAUUGUUUGCAUUUCAGAUCAAGUGGAGGUUCAUUAACUCUGAUCAGGACAUUUCAAAGUAUUGAGAGUCCAGGUUAAACCUCACCAAUCAGCAUGAGUAUUUAGAUUUUGUGGAAAUUAAGUCUUUUUCUUUUGUCCUUGACUUCCUCCCUGUUAACUGGAGUUGUAAAUAUGUUUUUUACAUUUUGCACAUGUUGAGAACCAGUGUACAGUAUUUGGAAUAUUUUUGUAUCAAGGCAUUGCAUGUCCUAUGUACUUUAUAAAUAAAUGGGCUCCCAAGGACAGUA